GUCACACCACUUCAAUUUAUAAUAGUUUAUAAACUUUUUUUAUUACAAAGAAAUGCAUUUUUCCACGCCGAAAGUGAACUAAGGCGGAGAUUCGGAUUCGGCUGCGGACACGGAUGCGGAUUUGUUGUGGCUAACAUGGAGGACCCAUGCAAGCCGCCGCCACCGCCCCCGCUACCCCCGGCACUUUCUCAGGACGAAGAGUCGCUGCCGAAUGCGAGGGGAGUGCACUUCAAGCUGCAGAGUCUGCAGCCGGAGGAGGAGCUCCUAGGCUCAGUGACCAUGCUAAAUUGCCCGGGAACGCGGGCCAGCGCGCGCGUUAUCCAGAAAAUGAAGCAGGAUCAGACCAGGCCCAUGACGCCGCCGCCCAGCGAGCGGGAGCACAGUAAGAAAGAGGAAAAGGCCGCCCAAAAGACGCCGUCGCAGUUGAAGGCCGGCAAUGGGAAGACCACCUGGACGAAUGUGGAGCGCAACUGCUUCUUUGAUGCCCUCAACGAGUUCGGCAAGGAUUUCGAGGCGGUGGCCAAUUGCAUCAAUGCCAAGCUGAAGCGUCGCAAUGCCAGCAGCGACUACAGCUUCAAAACCAAGGAUCAGGUUCGCCAGCACUACUACCAGACCUAUCACAAGAUCUGCAAGUACGUGCGCUAUUCGGAAGAGCUCAAGAAGCCCGCUCAGGAGCUGUACACGUUGAUUAACUACGGCGAGAUGCGACGGAAGCAGCAGUUCCUCACCGAAAAGCACUUCAUGAAGCUGAAGCAGCUGGUUUACCAUGGACAAAUCACCGUUCGCUGCAAGGGCAAGAACAUUCGGAUCAAGACGCCAUCCUGCAAGGCACUCCGACGGCUCAAUCAACUGGAUGAUUCCCUUGAGGAUAUCCGGCUGCCCAGCAAGGUGGAGGUGCUGGUGACGCCCGCUAAUAUGGAGGCCUUCGGCCGGGUGCAGUCCCUGGCCCAGAAUCCGCGCGGCAGGAUCAUUGUCCCGCUGCACAAGAAGCUCAUCAGCUUCAUCAAAACGUUCGAGUACAAAUGGCGCAGUGCCAAUCAGCGUUUGAACGAGGAAAAGUCAAUCUUCUGUCCGCUUCCUGCCCCUGCAGCUGCUGCCACUGAGUCAGAGCCAUCACCGUCACCAGUGGCAGUAUCUGUGCCAGUGCAAGUGCCAGCGCCAGUUGCAUCCCUGGAUCCUUCGCUGUGCUUCCAGCCACGACCUGGUGUGGCCAUACAUCGGCCACUGCUGAGCAUCACCGCCUAUUUGAGCAGUAUCAACAUCUGUCUCUCCGCCUACGAGGAACGUUUGGGCUUCAAGGUUCGCAGCGAGACAUUAGGCAACCUGCCCGGCAUUCCGGUCACGACCAACAAGAGACCCAGGACGGAAAGUGGCUCCGAGAAGCGAUCGCCGGAAUCGAAGAAACCCAAAUCGGGAACCAGUCCAGCGUUGGAGAAAAGCUUGGACGACGUGCCUUUGGAGGGAGGAAAUCACGUGAAGCUCGAAAAUAGCAGUGGCGAUGAAUUGGGUGAGGAGAUACAGGAGUUCCUUGGUGACCUAGAGGCUGCAGCUCAAACUCAAGCCGCAAAUCCAGUGAAUCCACCACAGGCACCAUCGGAAGCGCCAGCUCUUCAGCCCGAUGCAACCGAGGCACCAGCUGACACAGAUCCGUGUGCAUCACGAACCUCUCCGUUGCCGUUGCAAGCUCAGCCGCCUGUCCCUCCGCCAGCUCCUGUCACCCCGGCAUCUGCACCUUUGGGUCGCUCCAAACGAAAGGAAGCCAAAGAAGCGGCAGCCGCUGCCCAAGCUCGAAACUUCAAGCCCCUGCUCAGCGAUGAGAUCCUCAAGAGAAUCCGUAAGGGCUGGACCGUGGCGAAUGCGGCGGAUAUAACCAUUGGCGACCUGUAUGUGGUUUUUGGGCAGGACUCGAAGCUCGAACUGGAGUACUACUGGUGUGAGCUGGAGAAUACGCCGCCAGUUGGCUCCACAGCAGCUUCCUCGAAUUCCAUAACAAACUCGUCUUCCUCGGCAGCCAAUUCCACCUCCGCCACAGUGGCCACCCAAACGGGCAACUCCUCCUCCUCCAGCACCCUGCAAACCACAACCUCGUCCACUGCUGCCGCCAUCACCACCACCAACAACAACAAUAAUCCUCCCAACACCACAAGCAACUCGCUGCCCUACAAUCCCAACGACUGUGAUAGCGUGGAACGCGUCAAGGCCGUCACCACAUCCUCGGUAAGCAACAAGCUGAAGCACUUGCUGCUGGUGGCGAAUCUCAGCGAGCGUGUGCGCAAACGUCAGUGCAACUGCGGCCACACCUGCGACAGGAAGCGCGACCUGAUGACCAAAGCGCAACAGCUGGCCGAUGCGGCAGCCGCCGGCGGAAUCGGAACCAGCGCCGAUGGGGGCAACUUUCGUACUCCAAUGCUGCCGGUGAGGCGGCCGAUAGCCAACAUCAUUGAUCCCGUAAGGCAGCUAUCAGCGCUCACCCGCCAAAAGAUCAGUCGACAGGUGCUCGUGCAGCGUCGGCUUUUGCCCUCCGCUUCCGUUGGCGGUCGUCCGUACGAUCUGCUUAAUGUGCGCCAGCUUCAUAGCGGCCUCUUUGAGCCAAUCGAUAGACUUGGGGACAACAGUUCCAGUGGCAUAAGUUCUGGCUCCAGCUCCUAUUCAGGCCAGAGUGAAGCGAUGUCCUCUGGCCAGGCGGCAGGCAACGAUACACACCGGCAAGGGGACAAGGAGGAGCCACAGGCACUGCAGAUCGACGACGAGGGCAGGACUCAACAGGGUGGCAGUCGAGAUAUGCCUAAUCUGGAUUUUUGUGUGGCAACCAGCACUACUAGUGAUGGCAAAACUUUCACGACUGCUGAAGUUCAGGAUGAGAGCACAACUCAAAACUUCUUCCGUGGCAGCGUAAGUCCGAUGCAUUUGCUGCGAGACUCAACCUCCAAUGCCCGUUGGCUGGAGGAUAAUAUCAAUGACUUCUCGUUAACAUCACUGCUGGGGCACCUGGAUGAGAUUGAUGCCACCAGGGAUAUACUGGAUCCCUCAUCCAGCAUGUCGGUGAUCAGCGAAAGCAGCGUAGACUUUCGGCACAAGUUCCAGGAGAUUGCCGCCCUGCUGCAGCAGCAGGAGAAGGAUUAGCAGCGAUAACUGUGGGAGACCCACAUCCUGAUGUAAGAGAAAGAGAACCCAUGCUCCAUGUGUGCCUCCAAAAUGUUUUUUUUUCAUCCCUAUUUUAUGAAUUUUUUUUUUUUUUUUUGUUUUUAAACUCACAGAUUGCAUCAACCCACAUGUUACAUAUAUAUUUAUGUGAUCCUUGUGAUCUAUUCUCAUAUGUCUCUGCCAAGUAUUAUAGGAAGCACUCACAUUGUCUGAACAUUAUAUAUAUUUAUUUAUACAUUAAUUCUAUGUAUGAAGCGACCGAUUAGGAAAAAAUCGCCAUUUUUGUAUACCCCUGCAGAGGGCAUUAUUUUUUUGGUAGGAAGGCGACAAACAUCUCAGUCAAUUUAGCCAUGUUAGUCUGUUCGAUUCUAUGGUAUCCUUUCCCUGUAUUAGUAGUCGUCAUAUUCCAAGAGGAACAGAGGACUAUAUCCUAUUACAACUGUAUACAUUGCAUGGUGUCAAACUUCAAGGAUAUUCCAACUUCGGCCCCGGAAGUAGCUUCUUUUUUUCUGUUUUCUGUUUCAUACACAGUCCCUCUGCUUGGUUUCUCACUCGCUUACGCUCCCAGACGCGUUCCACACUCCUACAUUUUGAUUUUCCUAGCACGUAAGAUCGGUUCAAAGUAGUUUGUAGGUCAUAAAAAGUAAAAACAAAACACCAACCAGAACUUCCAUGUGUGUAUAGAGAGACUUUUCCGUUAGACCCCCCAAAGUCGAGAAUUGUUUUUACCCCAUUUCCUAAGCAUCCAAAAACUCCUCAUUGUUAACGAUAUAUCUAUAUCUAUAUAUAGUGUAUGAGAAACAGAGGAACAACAUUUAAUUCUAGAGCCUAUGUAUUUUGUAACUCUGUAACACUUGGAACUUGUUAUCAUACUUACCACGAGGAGAAGUCAAAAAUAAAAAG
Molecule: messenger RNA, 4047 nt
Organism: Drosophila serrata
Lineage: Eukaryota; Metazoa; Arthropoda; Insecta; Diptera; Drosophilidae
Gene: crm
Product: cramped chromatin regulator
Biological process (GO): pattern specification process
Cellular component (GO): nucleus
Molecular function (GO): chromatin binding
Source: RefSeq, a predicted model, not a curated record